This is a messenger RNA of Lolium rigidum, 811 nucleotides long. Its product is annotated as cilia- and flagella-associated protein 298-like. The coding region runs from base 1 to 525 and encodes 174 amino acids. Gene Ontology annotation, biological process: regulation of cilium movement. The record is from RefSeq and is a predicted model, not a curated record. The transcript has 5 exons. Lineage: Eukaryota; Viridiplantae; Streptophyta; Magnoliopsida; Poales; Poaceae.
AUGGUGGUGCUGCACGUGAGGUGGACGAUCCCCUCCCCAUCGCCGUCGCCGUCGCCGGAGGAGGAGGAGACGGAGUUCCUGCACGAGUGCGCCGCCACGGCCGCCGUCGCGGACGUGGCGGCCGCGCUCGCGGGCACCGCCGAGCUCCAGGCCCGCGUCCUCUCCCUCUGCCGCCGCCUCCGAGAGCGGUGCGCGGACGCGCCUGCGGCAUACGGGGAGCUCGAGAGGGCUCUGUCGGAGGCCGAGGCCUACGCAUCAAAGGUACAAGUUCGGCAUAAAAAAUUCUUGUCCCCUCGUGCUCUAAGAGAACAUAUCAAGAAUAUUGAAAAAGCAGCUGCUAAUGCUCUCGAAGAGUCCUCAGAGGCAUUGUGUCUGCAACAUCCAAAAUCAGAUGAAAAGCAUGAUACCAUACAACUUUGGUGGGCUGGAAAAGAGCUAGCUAUGGACAAGAAGCUAUCUGACUAUAUUGGUACUAAUGACAAAACAAAGAUUGUCAUCAGGCUAAGCCUACCCAAUGAAGCUUGAGCGUGUUUGUACCUGUUGUUGAUCUUUCAUAGUUAAUUUUCCUUUUGAGUAGUAUAUGCAUUUAUGCAAAUUUAUCUGUAUGCGAAGUGUUCUUAGUUUUCGUUAGAAAACAAGCGAAGCAUCCUCUUCAGCUGUAAUAUUAACAUACCAAGUACCAAUUAUACCCUGUAUCAACAGCUUGAAACCAUGACAGUAUGAUCAUUGGGGGCGCCAAGUGGUGAGCUAGACACUUGAGCAUGAUUGUCAAAUUGGUUGUUGUACUCAAAAUGUGAUUCGAUUUUGUCAA